This is a messenger RNA of Solanum dulcamara, 1004 nucleotides long. Its product is annotated as transcription factor MYB26-like. The coding region runs from base 105 to 1004 and encodes 299 amino acids. The record is from RefSeq and is a predicted model, not a curated record. The transcript is spliced from 4 exons. NCBI's taxonomy places the organism in Eukaryota, Viridiplantae, Streptophyta, Magnoliopsida, Solanales, Solanaceae.
AUGAGGUUUCUCUGCCAGAUACUUCUUAUUUUUAGUUUGUUGUUUGUUUUUAGAAUCUGUUUGUGUUAGAAUACUAGUCUGUGGUUGUUUAUCUGAAAGAGAAAAUGGGUCAUCAUACAUGUUGUAACAAACAAAAAGUGAAGAGAGGGCUAUGGUCUCCUGAAGAAGAUGAAAAACUCAUUAACUAUAUUACUACUUAUGGUCAUGGUUGUUGGAGCUCUGUUCCUAAGCUUGCAGGACUUCAAAGAUGUGGGAAAAGCUGCAGAUUGAGGUGGAUAAAUUAUCUCAGACCAGAUUUGAAACGUGGGAGUUUCUCCCCUCAAGAAGCUGCACUUAUCAUUGAGCUCCACAGCAUUCUUGGCAACAGGUGGGCACAAAUAGCAAAGCAUUUACCUGGAAGAACAGACAACGAAGUGAAGAAUUUUUGGAAUUCCGGUAUCAAAAAGAAGCUCCAUCUUUCUCAUGGAAUCCACCCUGAUCUCUCCAUCAUCUUUCCUAAUUAUAAUAAUCUCAUCACUAAUCCAAACCCUAAUCCCUCUUUUGAUAAUUUCUACUCAUUCAACCCCAAUGUUCCUAUUACUAAUUGUUUCAUGUCAAGUACAAACUCUCCCCUAAUUCUUGACCAAAUGAACAACAUUAAUUAUAAUAGGGAUUUGAAUUUAAUUAAUCAUAAUGGGGAUUUGAACUUAAUUAAUCAAGUGGAGCCUAAUUCCCUCCCUUUGACAUUUAACUCAAUUUCAAAUGAUCCUACAUGGUUUAAUUUCAAUUAUCCUAAUCAUCUUCAACAUGACCUUGAAUAUAACCCUAGAGUAAUUAAACAAGACAACUCCAUUGAUUCCAUGCUCACCUCCAACAUUUCUUUGAAUGGUACUAAUGAGGAGAAUUUCAUGGAUUCAACAAACGCGGAUAUCAAAAUUCAUCAAGAUUUAAUGAUGACACCUUUAUUGUUUCCCGAUCAAUUUAUGAUGAGACCUAGUACUCUUCCUACAACUUGGGAUUCAUAG